GAAAUACUUGGCUUUGCAAUGGUGGAAGUCGCAGAGAGGACGGUAGGAAGGCCGCCAUAUCUCGUUCGUCUUGUUGGAUGGAUAAUGUUAUUAAUACUUUACUACGUGCAAGUUUAUCUUUUCGUCUUCGUUUUGGCAAAAUAUCUGAACGGUUUAUAUGUUUUCUGGUUUAUUUGGUUUGUACCGGCAUUACUUUAUGUCUUGUACGCCUUUUAUGAUAAGAAAGUCAAGAAAAUGAUAUACGCAGACAACGACGUAGCUAUUUGGGAAGUUUGGUUUACCUGUGGACUAUAUAUUGUUCCUUAUGUCAUUACAGUUGCCAUGAUUUUUGGUAAAGUCGCACACAAGCUUACUAAAGAUAACGUUCUGGAAAUCAACACACUGAUAUAUACGAUGUGUAUUACCCCAUGGUUGCUAAUCCUCCUGCUACAGCUCGCGAUUUGUCCAUCCUACCAAAAGCCUGUCCUGUCGCUGUCUAUAUUUGCCGCACUGAAUAUCUUCGAUGGCAUUGAGAUGUUGAAAAUAAUCCUGAUGCAAAAUGAGGGAAACUAUGACAUAGACGGGGAGUUAGAAAUAUGCAUUGUUUUCUUCGCCUGCUUGUGCUUUUUGGUCUCACCGCUUGGUUUGAUUCGAAAUAAAUUCGUGGGUAAUGGGGAAGUAAAACAAAGGAAAGGAAUGUCUAUGUUACUUAUACCACUGGAAAUUAUUGGCAUUAACUUCUCAUUUUUGGUUUUACGUCUCGCCCUUUGGCAUAAAUCGGAAGCCCCUCUUUUCAUUGCAAAGAAUACUCUUGCUAUUGUGACUGGGGGAAUUGAGUUCUUCCAUCUUAAAGCCGAGAUGUGAAAAUGCGGAGAAAACUCAACUUGAGGACAAGUACACAAUAUUUGAAAAUAAAGACACUGUUUGUGUUUGUGUGACUGUUCCUCAAAUUACUGUAAUUUUAGGCAUUUUACACGAGACCAUUUUUGCUGCAACUAACUUGCAACGCAAUUUCUGAUACAGAGCUGUGUUAUCUAAAAUGUAGUUGAUGGGAUAUUGCAAGUGUGGUUUCUGCCAACAUUUCCAGUUACAUAAUAUUGGACACUGAUUUCUGGCAAGUUUAUAGAUACAAAGCAGCCUAGUCCCAGGCUCUCUCUCUAUUCGCUGCUUUAAUAUAUUUAAAUAAGUCUUAAAAGUUUUCGGCCUGGGUGUGCUGUGCGGAACGCUACAUCACACCUAGGUCCCAGUCUCGUACUACAUUCACGUCUUUUCUCGCGCUUGCUUCAGAACAACUGGGACUAGGCUGGAUACAAAGCUCAUGUUUCAAUAAGACACGCAUUAAUAAAAUAUCCCUUGACCUUUGUCAUGACAACUGCGAUGAUAUGUCGUUCAUAUUGGCAUAUAUUUUUUAGUAAUUUUUUAAUAUUUAAAUUAGAUGUAUAAUAUCCCAA
Molecule: messenger RNA, 1430 nt
Organism: Paramuricea clavata
Lineage: Eukaryota; Metazoa; Cnidaria; Anthozoa; Malacalcyonacea; Plexauridae
Source: the annotation of a GenBank genome assembly